GAUUUCUCUUUUGAAUUGAAAAAAAAAGAAGAAGAAGAAAUCCCACACUGGGAAGAUUUCUAGUCCUGCCGUGGCUGCUACAAUUUCUCCUCUGUACAGACAAAAUAAUUAUUACUAUUACCAUAAUAAAACCAUACGCCAUAAAUAACCGUCCGUAUCCCUAACAUUUUGCCCCCUCUCUACUGCGACUAAACUUGUAUUCUAAUCUAAUCUUCUAUUCCUUGAUCUACGCUUUUUUCAAUUUUCUCCCACACUUUUCCUUUUUCUUUUUUUUUUUCUUACAAAGAAUUUGCUUUGCUGGAGAGCGAUUCCGAUUUUCUGCUUUUGUAUUGGGGAUUAAUUUGAAUUUUGUUGGGUGGGUAAUUGGUAAAAGGCCGGGGGAAGGGGUUCUUCUGAAUUGGAUCAUGACGAUUCCGGAUUCUGGGUAUAUGAUGGAGAACGGAUCCAUUGAAUUGCCGUGCACCCCUGAAGAGGAAAAGAGGAUUGUUCUCGAAUUAUCCCGACAAGCUGAAUCCAAUCUCCGUGAAGGCAAUGUUUAUUACGUUGUCUCCACUAGGUGGUACAAGGGCUGGCAAAAGUACACCGGGCAACCUGUUGGAGUUUUUACUUUUGAUGAACCUCCUACUGAAGCUCCAACAUCCAGUGCCGCAGACAGGCCUGGACCAAUAGAUAAUAGUGAUUUAGUGUUCAAUGGCAGUGACGGUGCUGACCCUCAGCUUCUUCGAACAGUGGAAGAAGGACGUCACUAUGUAUUAGUUCCAAAAGAUGUGUGGGAAAGGCUUUAUGCAUGGUACAAAGGGGGACCAGUACUAGCCAGGAAGAUGAUUUCCGCUGGAGAUAGUAAGCAGUUCCAUGUGGAGGUUUUUCCUCUCUGUCUUACCUUGGUUGAUGCUAGAGACAAUAGUCAAUCUGUUGUAAGGUUAAGUAAAAAGGCUUCUUUGCAUGAACUUUAUAAGACAGUAUGCCGCCUUAAAGGGGUAGAGUCAGAAAAGGCACGAAUCUGGGACUAUUUUAAUAAACAGAAGCAGACAGUUUUGGUCGUUUCAAACCAAACCUUGGAGGAAUCUAGCUUGCAGAUGGAUCAACAUAUUCUGCUUGAGGUGCAGAUUGAUGGAUUUUGGCCUUCAGGAUUUGGCAUGGAUUCAACAGGAAAUGACUUGGCUCUGGUUCCAGUUGAACCAUUAAGGUCAUCUGUUACAAUUGCAGGAGGUCCAACUUUAUCUAAUGGUUAUUCCAGUAGUUAUAGCUCCAGUAUAUACGGAGUGAUUAAUUUGAGCUCCACAAAUGGGGAUAUGGAGGAUGGAUAUGAGAGUUCAAGACCUAUGACCAGAGUGGAUAGAGGUGGAUUGGCAGGAUUGCAAAAUUUAGGGAAUACAUGCUUUAUGAACAGUGCUAUUCAAUGUUUGGUUCAUACACCACCCAUUUUUGAGUACUUCUUGGAAGACUACAGCAGCGAGAUCAACAGACAAAAUCCUUUAGGAAUGCAUGGUGAGCUUGCACUUGCUUUUGGUGAACUCUUGAGGAAACUAUGGUCUUCUGGGCGGACACCAGUUGCACCCCGAGCUUUCAAGACAAAACUUGCUCGUUUUGCUCCGCAGUUUAGUGGUUAUAACCAGCAUGAUUCACAGGAACUCCUUGCCUUUCUCCUUGAUGGGCUGCAUGAAGAUUUGAAUCGUGUAAAGCAAAAGCCAUACAUUGAGACGAAGGAUUCUGAUGGUCGUCCAGAUGAGGAGGUAGCCGAUGAAUAUUGGAGAUAUCACAAGGCUAGAAAUGACUCCAUCAUAGUUGAUGUUUGCCAGGGUCAAUAUAAGUCAACAUUGGUUUGCCCGGUUUGCAACAAGAUAUCAAUAACAUUUGACCCCUUCAUGUACUUGUCAUUGCCUCUUCCUUCAACAGCUACAAGAACAAUGACAGUUACAGUUUUUUAUGGCGAUGGGAUUGGCCUUCCAAUCCCCUAUACAGUCACUGUGCUAAAACAGGGCUGCUGUAAAGAUCUGAUUCAAGCUUUAGGUGCGGCUUGCUGCUUAAGGACUGAUGAAUAUCUGUUGCUUGCAGAGGUCUAUGAGCAUCGAAUAUAUAGAUACUUGGAAAAUCCUUCUGAAGUGCUGGGUACAAUUAAGGACGAUGAACAUAUUGUUGCAUUCAGACUCCCCAAGAAUGGUGCUGAAUUAACAAGACUGGAGAUAGCUCACCGAAUCGGAGAGAAUUUGCAUUUUUCCAGCGAUAAUCUGAGGGCUAGUGAGAGGAAGCUUUUCUUGACACCACUUAUUACUUUCUUGGAAGACCCUCAGUCUGGAGCAGAUAUUGAUCUCGCUGUACACCGAAUACUGUCUCCUCUACGAAAGAAAGGAUAUUCAUCAUCUAUUUCAAUUCGUAAUGGCCGGGAAUCAACCAAUGGCUGCAGUAGCCAGUUAGGACCCGGGACACAGUCUGCAGAGAACUGUGAAUCAGAAGAAAUGUCUAUCAAUUCUUUGUCAUUUCAUCUUUGUAUGAUGGAGGACGGUGGUUUAAGUCGCAGACGUAUUUCAAAGGAGACUGUAAUCAAAUUUGGUCGAGUUGUAAAAGUUAUGCUCGAUUGGACAGAGAGAGAGUUUGAUUUGUAUGAUGCCAGCUACCUCAAAGACCUGCCUGAGGUUCACAAGACUGGACUUACUGUGAAAAAGACAAAACAGGAAGCUAUUUCUUUGUUUUCGUGCCUUGAUGCCUUCUUAAAAGAGGAACCUUUGGGGCCUGACGAUAUGUGGUAUUGUCCACGCUGCAAGGAGCAUAGACAAGCCAGUAAGAAGUUGGAUUUGUGGAGGUUGCCCGAUAUAUUGGUUUUUCAUUUAAAAAGGUUUUCAUACAGCAGGUGGCUGAAGAACAAACUUGACACCUUUGUGAAUUUUCCCACCUGCAAUCUUGAUUUGAGCAAUUAUGUAAAAAGCAAUGAAGCAUCUGAAGGAUCUCAUGUCUACGAGCUAUAUGCCAUUAGUAACCAUUACGGUGGCCUAGGCGGGGGGCAUUAUUCUGCAUACUGCAAGUUAAUAGAUGACAACAGAUGGUAUCAUUUUGAUGAUGCUCAUGUUUCACCAGUCAGUGAAGAUGAGAUCAAGACGUCAGCUGCUUAUGUGUUGUUCUACCGAAGAGUAAGAGGUAAACCAAAUGGAGCAGUGGGUGAGCCAUCGCAUGGUUAUAGAGCUUUUUGAAGGCAGUUGUGGUGCUAAAAUUCUUUUGGGUAAUAGAGUAGUAUUCUUUAUGCAUUAUAUGAAUGUGGUUCUAUACUUGUGGUAAACCAUGCUUUGCUUCUGCGGAGUUGGGGGGAACAGAUGCUUUUGCAUGUUGGAUAGAAGGAAAACAUUAUGCAGCCAGAUGGAAUAGUGAAGUCUAAGUUGUAAGCUGUUGUACUUGUAAUAGUGGGGAAAUUUAGGACGGAGAACUGAUGAGUAAAAGUUGGCAGAGACCAGCAUAUUUGCUUUAGGUGAAGGACGUGUACUAUUUUUGAGGAAAAUUUUGGACGGUUGAUCGGGUUAUCAAGUGAGGCCUUUUUCGAUCGGCGGUAACUGGGUAGCUGGUUAUUCUUUUCUGUUUCUCUUCUUAUUUUUUUUUUUUGUAGAUUUUAUAAAUGUAAACCCCCCCUCUGGGACAUUGUCAUCCAUUCUUCAUGUUCUAACAUUUCAGCGUAGUGAGAUCCAUGUUCUAACAAUUUCAAUGUAAUAACUAAUGAAUGUGCGUGUUCAAGCUUUAACGCUGCAA
Messenger RNA from Coffea eugenioides, 3732 nucleotides. Its product is annotated as ubiquitin carboxyl-terminal hydrolase 9-like. Gene Ontology annotation, molecular function: cysteine-type deubiquitinase activity. The transcript is spliced from 13 exons. Lineage: Eukaryota; Viridiplantae; Streptophyta; Magnoliopsida; Gentianales; Rubiaceae. The record is from RefSeq and is a predicted model, not a curated record. Gene Ontology annotation, biological process: protein deubiquitination. The coding region runs from base 405 to 3185 and encodes 926 amino acids.